CUCGCUGCUCGCUGCCUCGACCAAAGCACGCAUCCAACAACAACAAUCAGUCUCAACCCCUUGCGGCCACUUUUGGGCGAUCAACAGCACGCUCAAGACGUCACACUAGGCACCACAGACACUUGUACGCUUCUAUCCCAUCAGCCAGUGUGCGCCAAAGCUCGUGUGACGCCGCCAGAGUGCGAAGCAACCGCCGACGCCCCGCCCCCCUCACCAGCGCCGCCAUCCAACCACCAACCGACAACUCGCACACUCGGUAUCCCGACCAUCCCGACCGGCGCGCACAACCCGACACGUUACGUCGUCGGUGCACGCCUUCUGUGCUUCGCCCCCUAUCCUCUGCCCCUCUCCACACACCAAUCUCGUCAUCAUGCCGCAGACACACAAGCCUCGGCGAAAUACCACACUCUACCUCCCGCCCCCGGCCCCUCGCUCCGACCAGGCCGGCUCAUCGUCGUCACCGGACAAGGCGCCGGUGAACACGCCGUCCCUCGAUGUCCUGCUUAUGGCGCAGCAGAUUGCCCACUCUCGCGGCCACACGUUUGACAUUGAGUCCUUCCUCCUUCCAGAGCAGCGGGAAGAGUAUCUCGCCUAUUUGUGCCAGGAGGGGAGCAGCGGCGAGCCAGAGGCCGACGCCGAGGCGGUCGAGGUGGUCGAGGCAGUCGAGGUGGUGGAGAACGGGACGCCAGAAGCCGAUAGGACCGAGGAGCCACGGCCGGGGAGUGAAGAGACUGAACAGCCCGGUCCGCGUGAGCCGGUGACUCCACCGCCAGCGAAACGCAUCAAGACGGGCUCGCACAGCAACACACCACUGGCGCAGGUGUAUUGGAAGCAGCGACUGGACAGGCUCGCGCUCGCAGGUCGCGGAAGAUCAAUGACCCCCCGGUCAUCGACACCCCGCGCGUCGGUCAAGCCAGAACCCGAGGAGCCUGGAACGCCAUCAACGCCGGCGCCACAUACGCCAACCCAUCAUGGCAAGCACAAGGGCGAGCAGCUGCCUCUCACACCGGCCGAGAAGGCCAGCAUUCAGGAGUCGGCAUCGUACUGGAACCACCUCCUCGUGCAGGCUCGCUCCGAUCGCGGACCACAAUGGGACUAUAACACCCAGAUGCUCCUCUUCGACCGCCAGUCACAGGACUACUACUCGCAUGGCCAGCCACCACCUGCGACUCCUCCCCCACCAUCCCCCAAGCGUCUCCCGCCCGUCGAGGCCGCACCCCCCGCGCCAGCGACAACGGCUGCGGCGCCGGCCGCCGCAACGACUCCUUCGGCCAAGCCUCUGGACAAGCUUCCUAAUGGCGCUCCCGCAGCAGGGCCGAAUGGUGAGUCGUCUGCCACCCCAGCCGCACCAGCCGUUGCACGAGCUACAACGCCUGCUCCAGUCGCUGCGCCAGCGCCGACCCCCGCGGCUGCCACAACACCAGCAGCGUCGGCCAACCCGCUCCCUGGCGGCUUCCCGCGCCCCGGUUCGGCGCAGUCGCCCGCGGCCCCGAGCCCAAGUGGAGGAGGACCACAGCGGUUCCCCUUCACCCAGCCGUCUCCAUCGCCGUCGACGCCGCAUGCGCCGACCCCAACAGCCCAGUUCCCGCCCAACUUUGCGCAGUCACCAGCCGGCACGCCAGGCUUGAACCCGUCCCAUUUACCACCUAGCCCGGCUCACUCCAACUCGCCUGCUCCACCAAUGCCAGGACAGCUGCCCCAGCAGCCGCAGCAAAUCCCACCGCACAUGCUGCCGCCGCACAUCCGUCUCGCGCAGGCACAGGCGCAAGCGCAGGCGCAGGCCCAAGCCCAGGUGCAAGCCCAGGCUCUGGCGCUGGCACAAGCAGGUGGCGACCAGGGUGGUGGUGGUGGCGGGCCAGGAGGACCAGGUGGCUUCCACCUCAACCCCGCCAUGCUGCAGAUGCCCCAGGGCCAGAACCAAUUUGGCGGCUUGCCAGGCGGUAUCAACCCCAUGGCGCUGAUGGGUGGAGGAGGUGGAAUGCCCGGUGGUGUGCCCGGCAUGCCAGGUGGAGUUCCUGGUAUGGGUGGCGGACCAGGAGGACCGCCAUUCGGACCUCCAGGCCAAGGACCCAGUCCCAUGCUCGCUCGCGGCGGUGCUGGGCCGAUGCUCGCCGGAGCUUGGGGUGAGAACAACUUCACAUCAUGACGUGUGGUCAAAAGUCGCGGCGCAUCGGUCGUUGUUGGCACUUUGCAUGCACUUGUACAACCUCA
Molecule: messenger RNA, 2211 nt
Organism: Vanrija pseudolonga
Lineage: Eukaryota; Fungi; Basidiomycota; Tremellomycetes; Trichosporonales; Trichosporonaceae
Exons: 2
Coding region: 371-2146 (591 amino acids)
Source: RefSeq, a predicted model, not a curated record